AUGGGCGGGAAAUCUGAGGUAGAUGAAGCUUUCGCGGUUUAUCGCGCUUUUUUAUGGGCCAUCGGCGUUUGGCCUCUGGAGGAGAAGAGCUUCUCCCAAAUUCUGCGUUACAUCGUCGCGGCCGUAGUCCAGGUAACCUUUCUGCUGCACACCUUCACGGAAAUACUGCUGAACAAUGGCAAGGUCUCGGAUAUGGUGGACGUAUUUUUCUUCUCAUCGGCGGCGUUUCUCACUUUCGCGAAACACACCUACUUACACUUGCACAAAGAUGCGAUCAGAGAGAAUUUGAGAUGUUACCUGGACGACUGGAGCAACACGAAGGAUGAACAUUUUCUUCGAAUUAUGAGGGAACACGUCAAGAUCUACAAGUACCAGUUCCACAUCUACAACCUCUGCGGCUACGUCGGCACGACGCUCUUCAUGUGUCGCUCGAUUCUGAUCAACAUACUGGCCAAGCGUCAGUUGGGACCAGGUGAAUCUUACAACUACCAGUUCAUCUGCCAGACGUCUUACCUGUCCCAGGACACCCUGGCCAAGUACUAUCCCAUCAUCAUGGCCAUACAGUACAUCCAGUGCAUGUACUGCUGCACCAGUGGCGCCUGUACCGAUUGCUUCUUCUUCGGUCUGGUGUUCCACCUUUGUGCCCAGUUCGAGAUUCUGAAGAUCAAGUGGGAGCGAUUGGGGACCAAGGAUUUCGGGGUCACUGCUGUCCACGAUAGGGUGAAGGUCAACGCGCUGAUCGCUAGGCACAAGGAGCUGGUCAAACUUGGAGAAAACCUGGAGUCCGGGUUCAACAACACGAUUUUGGUCCAGCUGAUGAUCAGCAUCGUACUGAUUUGCAUGAGUGGGUGUAGUAUCCUGGUAGCCAUAAUGAGGAACGACCACGUGACCAUGUUGAUCAGCACAAACAGCAUAAGCUUCAUGGUGACCGAGACCCUUAUCUAUGGCUACGCGAGUGACUACCUCGUGACCCAAAGCGAGAGCAUAGUCCAAGCUGUCUACUCGAGCUCCUGGUACGACAUGGACUCGAGUGUCAAGAAGGACAUAGUUUUCGUCAUGAUGAGAGCGAAAAUACCUCUGCACAUAACCGCUGGAAAGUUUUUCUGCGUCACGAGAAACACCAUCGUUCAGUUGCUGAAGACAUCGGUCUCGUAUCUGUCGGUGCUGAGACUCACUUUGGAGAUGUCCCAUCAGGAGGGUCAGCUUUGA
This is a messenger RNA of Nasonia vitripennis (jewel wasp), 1209 nucleotides long. It is a transcript of the gene Or61, whose product is annotated as odorant receptor 61. The record is from RefSeq and is marked inferred. Gene Ontology annotation, biological process: sensory perception of smell; detection of chemical stimulus involved in sensory perception of smell. The transcript is spliced from 4 exons. Gene Ontology annotation, cellular component: plasma membrane. Gene Ontology annotation, molecular function: odorant binding; olfactory receptor activity. NCBI's taxonomy places the organism in Eukaryota, Metazoa, Arthropoda, Insecta, Hymenoptera, Pteromalidae. Bases 1 to 1209 code for a protein of 402 amino acids.